AUGACUUUUGAAAAUGCCGAAAGACUCCUGAUCACAGCACCGAUCCGCUCUGUUACAGUGACUGUCUGCACUCGGACAAUGACACCAACUCUCCUAUUGUGGAUCCUCCUCUUAAAUGCCUCGCUCGAGCCCUCAGAAAGCCAUGGAAGCCAUGGGUUUGAGGAGGUGAAGGACUAUGAGGUGGUUCGCCCCAUCAGACUUCACACUGUCAGAAAAAGACAAGCAGAGUACCUCAGACCACAGGCAAUAAAGUAUGGAAUGACGGUGGGAGGAAAACAUAUUGAAAUGCAACUAGAGAAAAAUGACGAAUUACUCACCAAUGAUUACACUGAGACUUAUUAUCAAGAGGAUGGGACUCAAGUCACCACAAGCCCCGAUGACAUUGAUCACUGCUACUAUCAUGGGAGGAUUGUGAAUGACAGCAAGUCAUCUGUUAGCCUGAGCACUUGUGAUGGACUCAGGGGUUACUUCAGAACAUCUGCCCAGAAGUACCUGAUCGAGCCCCUGUCAGGAGACGAUGAGGGUGAUCACGAGGUGACGACGUUCACGGAGGCGAACUACCCUCCUGCAGUGUGUGGUGUCACUAACACCAGCUGGAAUGACGACUUUGAACCCCCAACAAGCCGCAGCCGCUCCAGAGCAGCAGGUAUAUCGAUUGUCCAGCAGCAGAAAUACCUUGAGCUCUUCCUUGUUGCUGAUAACCGUGCGUAUGUGAAGAUGAAGAGAGAUAUGACAGCGCUGAGAAAGAGGAUAUUUGAAAUUGUCAACUUCGUCAACAUGGCCUAUAAGCCCAUGAGGACCUUCAUUGCUCUGGUGGGACUCGAGGUCUGGUCCAACAGUGACUUGAUGAGCGUGACCCACCCAGCCGGGGCCAACCUGGACGCUUUCAUGAGGUGGAGGAACUCUGAGCUGGUCAAGAGGAAGAAGCAUGACAACGCACAUCUCAUCAGUGGCAUUGACUUUGAAGGAUCAACAGUGGGACUGGCUUUCAUCGGGACUCUUUGCUCUGGUCACUCUGUUGGGGUUGUUCAGGAUCACAAUGACCGGGCCAUUGCAGUGGGAGCUACACUGGCUCAUGAGAUGGGCCACAACCUGGGCAUGGACCAUGACGACUCCAGUGCCUGCUCCUGUGCUGGAGACAGCUGCAUCAUGGCUGCAGCCCUCAGCUGGAACGUUCCUCGCACUUUCAGCAGCUGCAGUGGCAACAACUAUGAAAGGUACCUGAUAAGCCGCAGCCCCAGCUGUCUGCUAGACAAACCGGACUACAUGACUGUGGUGGCUCCUGCCGUCUGUGGGAACGGCUUCAGGGAGAAAGGAGAGCAGUGCGACUGUGGAACAGUGGAGGAGUGUACCAACCCAUGUUGCAAUGCUACCACCUGUGCUCUGAAGGACGGCUCACAGUGUUCUGACGGUGAAUGCUGCGAGAACUGUAAGAUCCUGCCUCGCUCCAGGGAGUGCCGCAGGAAGCAGGAUGAUUGUGAUCUGGCAGAGUACUGUGAUGGCAGGAGCAACGAGUGCCCAGAGGAUGUGUUCGCUGUGAACGGCAUCCCGUGUGAUGGAGACCUGGGAUACUGCUUCAACGGCCACUGUCCGCAGAGGCCAAACCAGUGUGUCAAGUUUUACGGAUCAGGUGCUAGAGAGGCUAGAGAGAGCUGCUACAACCACAACACCCGAGGAAUCUACUACGGCUUCUGCAAACGUCUCUCAAAGGAUCAGUACAUCCCCUGUCAGGAAGAAGACAAGUUGUGUGGGAAGCUCUUCUGUCACGAUGGUAACGAAAACCCAAACUAUGGCCGCAUGGUAAGGAUCGGGGAUUGCAAGGCAACUUUCUAUGACGACUACACUAAAGACUACGGCCAGGUCGACACUGGGACAAAAUGUGGGGAUGGAAAGGUGUGCAGCCAGAAUCAGUGUGUGGAUGUGGUCACAGCUUACAGAAACACAAACUGUUCUGCAAAAUGCCCAGGCCACGCUGUAAGUGUAUCAAACCAGCACUGCUCUGAGGCCAGUUCCUCCACCAAAAGUCUGAUGUCUGACAGUGCCACCUUCAACCAGACCUGGGGAGACUCACCUUUGUCCACUGUCUCCACCAAGAGGCUCCAGGCAGUCCCGGGGAACAGAGACAGUUCAUAUUGA
Messenger RNA from Paralichthys olivaceus (Japanese flounder), 2136 nucleotides. The record is from RefSeq and is a predicted model, not a curated record. Lineage: Eukaryota; Metazoa; Chordata; Actinopteri; Pleuronectiformes; Paralichthyidae.